AACGUUGGAAGUCGGAGCUAGCGAAGAUAUGUGUAAAGACUGCACACGCUUUGUUCUACAGGCCUUUAACUUAUUUUCAAGUUAUCAUCCUCACUGGACGAACUGUUGUUUAGUUACGCUAACUCUGAGUUACUACUACAUAGGUUAUUCAGUGAAUUAAUAUUUUUACAUUAAAUAUAUUCAGUAACAUACUACAAGAGCUUAUUGAAUGGCGACAUUGUUGAAAUACAUUAAAUGUAUCGAUCAAUCCAUCUGUGAUAAAAGAAACAAGUCAUCGUUAUCAUCAUCAUCAUCAUCCUAGUUUUCACUUUAUACCGACAUCCGUUAACAUGAAAAGUACAAGUGUACCAAUUGAUGUGGAGAGUAAGGCUCUUGUAGAGCCUGAAAAUGAGAAAAACGUCACCAUCCUUGAAGUGAAAAGCCCUGGCUUAAAAAAUGAAGCUAAGCCGCAUAGGGGCAGUGCACUAAAACAGGUAAUUGCAGCAUUUGUAGCAAAUUUGGGUACAAUCAACACAGGUCUAGUGUUCGGAUUCUCCGCAGUUGCAAUACCUCAGCUUGAAGAAGCAGACAGCUUCAUUAAAAUUGAUGAAGAACAGGCCUCUUGGAUAGCAAGUCUUUCCUCUGUAACAACCCCGAUCGGCUGUAUUCUGAGUGGCUACCUCAUGGAUCUCAUUGGAAGAAAACGUACACUCAUCAUAACAGAAAUUCCCCUCAUACUUGGCUGGAUAUUAAUCUCAGCUUCCAACAGUGUUGAGAUGAUCUAUAUUGGGAGGCUGUUAGUUGGUCUUGGAUCUGGCAUGGUUGGUGCCCCAGCCAGGGUAUAUACAGGAGAAGUGACCCAACCUCACCUGCGAGGAAUGCUGUCUGCUUUGGCGUCUGUCGGGGUGUCUCUUGGGGUAACCAUAGAGUACAUUCUGGGAGCUGUCGUGACGUGGACAGUGCUCGCUGGUAUCAGCGCUGCUAUACCCAUUAUGGCACUUAUCCUCAUUAUGUUCAUGCCUGAGACUCCAAACUGGCUUCUGAAUCAUGGACACACGGAAGAAGCGAAGGAAGCACUGAAAAAGUUCAGAGGAGAAACCUGUGACGUGGACAAGGAAAUAGGCAAUCUCAUAGAUUUUGCUGAUAAGAAUAAUGUACAGCUCAGUGGUUUAAAAGAAACUCUGCGUGCUCUUACAAGUCCUGCUGCACUAAAACCUUUUGUAAUCCUCUUCACUUACUUUGGUAUCUACCAAUUCUCCGGAGUUAAUCCAGUAACCUUCUAUGCAGUUCAAGUCUUUCAGGAAUCUGGAGCUGAAAUGAACAAGUAUCUGGCAACAGUGAUCUUGGGUAUUGUACGGCUGUUGUCCACCGUUGUCGCUUGCAUCUCCCUCCGCAGAUGUGGCAGAAGACCGCUCACUCUGAUAUCAGCAAUUGGCUGCGGACUGACAAUGAUUGGACUUGGUUCCUACAUGUAUGUGAAACAAGGCUGGGAUGCAGAAGGUAUUGAACCAACAGCAACCUGGAUUCCUGUAGUCUGCAUAUUUACUUUCACGAUUGCGUCUACACUUGGCUAUCUGGUUGUUCCAUGGGUUAUGAUUGGUGAAGUCUACCCGACACAGGUACGUGGAAUUAUUGGUGGCCUAACAACCUGCUCUGCUCAUCUGUUUGUGUUCACUGUGGUGAAGACAUUCCCUCUCAUUCAGCAUGCAGCCAGCAACCAUGGUUCUUUCUGGAUCUAUGGCAGCAUCUCAUUGUUAGGAACAAUCUUUUUCUAUUUAUACCUUCCUGAGACCAAGGGACGAACAUUGCAAGAGAUAGAGGACUAUUUCUCAGGCAGAACAAAAACUCUCGGGAACAAACAGACUAAAACACUCCCUGGACACAAGCCAAAGAUCUUGGAAGCAGAGAAAGGGUCAAUGCUUCCAUAAGAGCCUUAAAAUACUCCCACACAAUCUCUAUGGUACUAGAGCAGGUUUUCAGUGAUACUAAAUCAAAUUUCACAGUUAGGGUUGCCACACUUAAGUAUGAUAUUAAGCACUUCAAAAUAUCCAACUUUUAAGUGAGAUGUUGAGGUUUGAGUUCUAAUAAUAAUCUUAUAUAGCUAAUGCAAAGAUUAUUUUAAUUUCCUUGUUGUAUCAAGAAACCACAAAUAUUUUAUAGAAUCCAUGAACAACCAGCAUGUUUACAUGUAUUCUGAGAAAUACUUUCUAAGUGUGUUGCCCUCGGUGGACUAAUGGUUAGCGUGCUCUCCACUGGACCCAAGGUUCACGGGUUCAAUCCCGGCCAAGUUAGAUGGACUUUUAAGGGUAAUAAAAAUCGGUAGCACAACUUCCUUUGGAGGGGAAGUAAAGCCGGCGGUCCCAUGUCGAAGAUUUACGGCAUGUAAAAGAACCUUACGACCAUGAUAUGAGAUGUUUCGUAAGCAAAAUUCAGCGGCCAUUUCUCACCCAAAAGUCUCCUGAUUAACUGCUAGAUGGCUCUGGCAGUCAAAUCAGGAUUGAGUAGAAACUGUGCAGGGUCAGUCCAAAAAGCAGGCGGCGAAAACCCACAACAGGGUUGUAGUGCCGAGAAACAAACAACGGUCUAAGUGUAAAGAGAAAUUGCAUUUUAUUUCUGGUGUAAAAUGUGUAAGAAGAGAAUUUGUUGUAAUUACAAGUAAUUAAAAUGCUCUUGUUUUGUUUAACAUAUAUAUAUAUAUAUAUAUAUACAUAUAUCACAAAUUAUGAUGCAGUAAUUUACAACAUUCAGUACCCAUAAAUGAAAUUAAUUGCGUACCCAGCUGACAAGUUCAACAGCAAUGAAUCACAAAAUCUUAAAGGAGUCAAAAAUAGAAUAAUGUUUGCAAAAUUUAACACUGGUACUGAAAUCCUCCUGAAAUUGCAUAUUGGCAGAAGAAAAUUUGAUAAUGUCUUAUUCUGUUUCAUAUUACAGACUGAGGGAAUGAAAUUAAUUUACAAGUGGCAACCCUAAGUGAAAGUAAUAUUUCCUGUGAAGACUGACAAUAGUAAUAAUAGCUUACAUCAUUUACUUCUGUCCCCAUGUAGCUUAUGUGAGAUCCGUUGAUUUUUUCUUUGUCUGUAGAGAAAUAAAGAGUCCUAAUUUAUUUGUGAUAUUUUACUUAAGGUUAAUUCCUAUGUUUUUAUGAAACUCUGACUGAUAUCAUUAAUAGAUAGCAAUAAAUGGUACAAGUUAUUAAAGUUAGGUUUUAUAUUUCACACAGUCUGUGGUAAUGCAAAUGCAAUGCAGAAAGCACUAGUAAUUUAAGUACUGAAGAAUGAUGUAUGUUACUUAAAUUUGUAAGAGGUGUGAAAUCAAAAGUAAGAUAAGUGUAUGUGAUAGUAUACCCUGUACUUUAAAUAUUUUUAUAUAGUGUAACAAAUAUUACUGUAUUAUUAUUACAACCUGUGAAAUUACAGUAUUAAUGACUGUUGUCC
Zootermopsis nevadensis is the source of this 3413-nucleotide messenger RNA. RefSeq names its product facilitated trehalose transporter Tret1-2 homolog. Lineage: Eukaryota; Metazoa; Arthropoda; Insecta; Blattodea; Termopsidae. Gene Ontology annotation, biological process: carbohydrate transport; transmembrane transport. Gene Ontology annotation, cellular component: membrane. Gene Ontology annotation, molecular function: sugar transmembrane transporter activity. The record is from RefSeq and is a predicted model, not a curated record.